This is a messenger RNA of Rotaria sp. Silwood1, 297 nucleotides long. The record is from the annotation of a GenBank genome assembly. NCBI's taxonomy places the organism in Eukaryota, Metazoa, Rotifera, Eurotatoria, Philodinida, Philodinidae.
AUGGCAUGUCAUUCAAAACGAGAUGAAAUUCUUAUAUAUGAUAAAGAUGAACUUAUCUUAUACAAUGUUAAUGGUACUUUAGUAAAUAUAAAUACUACGAUUAAAAAAAUUUAUGGUACUCAAUCAAAUCAUCUUAUUUCUUUGACUUAUAUUGUACAAGAUAAAAAUAUUCAAUAUGUUCGUGUUAAUCUAUCUGGUUCACAACUUGGUCUUGUUAUUAAAUAUAAAAACGAUCAAUUUCGUUUUGUUCUUUAUCCAAUGGAUUUAAUAUAUAUAUGUUGCAAUUGGUUAAGAUAA